AUGACUGGAAAAAGUAUAGAAGAAUAUGGCUUGGGCCUCCGGAAUUCUGUAAACAACGCUUGGAAUAACAUAGUGAAGGCGAUAAAACGACCCGUGAAAAUAAGAAGAUUGGGGCGAACUGGCAGAACCAAAUCUCCAAGGACAACAGUCUCGACUACGCCAACCCGCUACCUUAUAAAACUGACGCGCAUCCACCAACACCACGAUACAUGGACGACACCUUCGACCACCACCAAGACCCUCACGAAGCUGGUGAUCCCAGUACUGAUGCAGCCGAACUGGAGGAUCAUGUUUGACUGGCGGAAUGGCAAGGAUGUGAUAAACAAGCCUGAAAAGACAAAAGAUACGAUGAAAUCUGAGCGAUAUACAUUGUCUGAAUUCAAUAGCAACAUCAACAAGGUGUCUGAAGACGACAGCCAGCAUUAUGGGAACCUAUUCUUUGUUUAA
This is a messenger RNA of Zerene cesonia (dogface butterfly), 447 nucleotides long. RefSeq lists its product as uncharacterized. The transcript has 4 exons. The record is from RefSeq and is a predicted model, not a curated record. Bases 1 to 447 code for a protein of 148 amino acids. Lineage: Eukaryota; Metazoa; Arthropoda; Insecta; Lepidoptera; Pieridae.